Messenger RNA from Hibiscus syriacus, 1949 nucleotides. RefSeq names its product CBL-interacting serine/threonine-protein kinase 23-like. The record is from RefSeq and is a predicted model, not a curated record. Lineage: Eukaryota; Viridiplantae; Streptophyta; Magnoliopsida; Malvales; Malvaceae. Gene Ontology annotation, biological process: signal transduction; protein phosphorylation. The transcript has 15 exons. Gene Ontology annotation, molecular function: protein kinase activity; ATP binding. Bases 382 to 1770 code for a protein of 462 amino acids.
AUACAGAACCUCCAUAGACUAGAUCUACUCUCUGCUUCCAUUUCUACAUUUUAAUCUCCCAUCUAAUCUUCAAUUCUUCCCCUUCUCAUUUUCUUCUCAAUUCGAUUUCGUCUAUUUUAUGGGAACCAUAUCCAAACCCAUGCCCACCGCAUCUAAUUAUUCUCUCUCCAACCUAUAAAUCUGUUUCCCCUUUUCAAUCUUGAUAGGAUCUUGAUCUCCUCAAAAAAAAAUGAGGGUGGCCAAGUCUCAGGUAUGGCAGCCAUGUAAGAAGAAGAGGUCUUUGAUCAAUAGCAAGUUUUAGAAGAAACAUACUGGAAACCAAGGGGGAUUAAGGAAAAUAAUUGAGGAAAAAACAAAACAAAAGGAUUUGGAGAGGAAGUGAUGGCGACUCGCAGUGGCUCAUCGAGCCGGACAUGUGUGGGGAAGUACGAGCUAGGGAGAACGCUGGGAGAAGGAACAUUCGCGAAGGUGAAAUUUGCGAGGCAUUUGGAGACCGGGGAGAAUGUGGCGAUUAAGAUUCUUGACAAAGAUAAAGUUUUGAAGCACAAGAUGAUUGAUCAGAUUAAGCGAGAAAUUUCAACAAUGAAACUCAUCGUACACCCAAAUGUCAUCCGCUUGUAUGAGGUGAUGGCUAGCAAGACGAAAAUUUACAUUGUUAUGGAACUCGUGACUGGUGGUGAACUUUUUGACAAGAUUGCAAGCAGAGGGAGGUUAAAGGAAGAUGAAGCUAGAAAGUAUUUUCAGCAGCUUAUUAAUGCUGUUGAUUACUGCCAUAGCAGAGGUGUUUACCAUCGAGACCUCAAGCCAGAGAAUUUGCUGCUGGAUGGUAAUGGAGUUCUUAAAGUUUCAGAUUUUGGUUUGAGUGCUUUACCUCAGCAAGUUCGAGCAGACGGGUUACUUCACACAACAUGUGGAACACCAAAUUAUGUUGCUCCAGAGGUGAUCGACAAUAAAGGCUAUGACGGAGCCAAGGCAGAUUUGUGGUCAUGUGGUGUGAUACUCUUUGUCUUAAUGUCUGGUUAUUUGCCUUUUGAGGACUCCAAUAUAGUUGCUCUGUAUAAAAAGAUAUCCAAGGCUGACUUCAGUUGUCCUCCAUGGUUCUCUUCAAAUGCCAAGAAAUUAAUCAAGAGAAUCCUGGACCCUAACCCACUGACAAGGAUAACAGCUGCCGAGCUUUAUCAGAAUGAAUGGUUUAAGAAAGGAUAUAUACUACCUAGGUUUGAGCAAGCUGACACUGCUCUUGUUGAUGUGGAUGCCAUUUUCAAUGAAUCAGGGGAUUCUCGAAACCUUGUUGUUGAACGGCGGGAAGAAGGGCCUGCAGUACCUGCAACUAUGAAUGCUUUUGAACUUAUUUCAACAUCACAGGGUCUCAACCUCGGUAGUUUGUUUGAAAAGCAAAUGGGUCUAGUUAAACGGGAAACAAGAUUCACUUCAAAACGGCCUGCUGAUGAGAUAAUCUCGAAAAUAGAAAAUGCUGCAAUGCCCUUGGGUUUUGAUGUGAAGAAAAAUAACCACAAGAUGAAGCUUCGUGGAGAAAAAACUGGACGUAAGGGUCAUUUGGCUGUUACAACUGAGGUUUUCCAGCUGGCUCCUUCACUUUGCAUGGUUGAACUUCGUAAAUCUGGAGGGGAUACCCUGGAAUUUCACAAGUUCUAUAAUAAUCUCUCGACUGGGCUGAAAGAUAUUAUUUGGAACACGACCAAUGAAGAAAAAUCGGACGAAAAGAACGGGGAAACGGCAGCGGCUGGCCCCUCAACUCCUUGCCGAUGACCCGUGCUUCCCAUUGGCCUGCUAUUCAAGUGAUUAUGCUUCCCAUUGGCCUGCUAUUCAAGUGUGAUUAUUUAUGUUGGAUUUUUUAUGCUUGUAAUAAAACAGUGUGUAUCCAAUACGUAUUACCCAGAAAAAACCAACAUGAUAUUAAUAUUUAUAUAAUAUAAACAAUUAUCACC